UACUUUGACAUUAAUUAAUAUUAAUUUUUUUCACAUCAAUUGGACGUGUUUUUUAAUAGAAAAUAUAUAUUUAUUUCAAUAAACUUUUUGUUAUUAAAUUUAUUACAAUAAAAAUGCAACGUGUUAAACCCAUUGCUUCAAAAACCGGCGAAAUUGUGGCCUACAGUGAGGCAGCCAUAAGACACAAUAUAUCUGCGGUGGAAUAUUGUCGCACAUCAAUGGCUGCAAUUUCGGGAUGUGCAGCGGGUAUUUUGGGACUGAAUGGCUUGCUCGGAUUUUUGUUCUACUUUAUAUCAGUUUUUGUUUUGUGGCUUUUGGUGCUCGGCAAAUCCGGUACUGGUUGGCGUAAGUUUUUCAUUAAUCGCCAAAGUUUGCUGACCAACAGUUUUAUGGGGGCAUUAUGCACUUAUGUAUUAUUCUGGACAUUCCUUUAUGGUAUGGUACAUGUCUACUAAGGUAUAAUUUUAAGUAGAUAUAUGCGAGGAUUAGGCUUGAUUUAGGUAUAUAUAAAUAAAUGAGAAAAAAACUUAAAAA
This is a messenger RNA of Calliphora vicina (urban bluebottle blowfly), 534 nucleotides long. RefSeq names its product ER membrane protein complex subunit 6 (gene EMC6). The transcript is spliced from 2 exons. Gene Ontology annotation, biological process: protein folding in endoplasmic reticulum; autophagosome assembly. Gene Ontology annotation, cellular component: endoplasmic reticulum; EMC complex; membrane. The record is from RefSeq and is a predicted model, not a curated record. Lineage: Eukaryota; Metazoa; Arthropoda; Insecta; Diptera; Calliphoridae. Bases 114 to 455 code for a protein of 113 amino acids.